This is a messenger RNA of Aspergillus thermomutatus, 699 nucleotides long. Its product is annotated as gluconokinase. Gene Ontology annotation, cellular component: cytoplasm. The transcript is spliced from 2 exons. Bases 1 to 699 code for a protein of 232 amino acids. The record is from RefSeq and is a predicted model, not a curated record. Lineage: Eukaryota; Fungi; Ascomycota; Eurotiomycetes; Eurotiales; Aspergillaceae. Gene Ontology annotation, molecular function: gluconokinase activity.
AUGCUCUCUGCCGGGGAAAGGCCUCAGCCGCCUAUAAAUACCAAAGCGGUUGUAGAUGCCUCUCGGACACCAGUCACCAAAGUUUCUCUAAAUCACAACUCGGCCACCUCAAUGCGGUCAGAGACUUCCAAAGCCGAGAACAUCCAACAUAUCUGGAUCAUCACCGGGCCUGCGGGUUGCGGGAAAAGUACCAUUGGACACGCGCUCGAGAAGGAGCUGGGUCUGCCCUUCCUCGAAGGAGAUGAUUUCCACACGCAAUCCAACCGUGAGAAAAUGGGCGAUGGCAUCCCUCUAACCGACGAAGACCGCUGGGACUGGCUCAUCUCCUUGCGCGAAGCCGCCAUCGAGGCUCUCUCUCCCUCGCAAGCCAACAACUUCCACCCCUCGUCCGGCGUCGUGGUCGCCUGCUCCGCCCUCAAGCAGAAAUACCGAGACGUCAUGCGCGUCGCCGCCUACGGCUCCCCCUCCGUCCAGAUCCACUUCAUUUAUCUCAAGCUGGACAAGGACGUCCUGGUCAAGCGCCUCGAGCAGCGCGAUUCCCACUAUAUGAAGAGCGGCAUGGUCCAGUCGCAACUGCAGGCUCUCGAAGAACCCCAGGGCGAAUGGGAUGCGCUGACCGUCAACGCUGAUGGCCCUCGGGACGAGGUUCAGAAGACGGUUCUUCAGUUGGUGUCGGAGAAGCUGGCGGAGUACCAGUAA